AUGGCAAUGGUAGUGUGGAGAGGCUCCCAGGACGAUGUGGCUGACACCCAAGGCACCCUUUCCUCGCAGACCCAAGGAGGACUAUCUCUUCCCACCCCUCAACCAGGCCAGUUGGGUCUGACAGCCUCUCAGGUCGCCCCUCCGACCCCACAGACGCCGGUCCAAGGACCCCCGAACAACACACAGUCCACGCCGACGAACCAGACGUCGCAGCAGUCGGAGAAGCAGCCGCAGCACAUUGAGUGUGUGGUGUGUGGUGAUAAAUCCAGUGGCAAACACUAUGGCCAGUUUACUUGCGAGGGGUGCAAAAGCUUCUUCAAACGGAGCGUACGACGGAACCUCACUUACACAUGCCGUGCCAACAGGAAUUGUCCAAUCGACCAACACCACCGCAAUCAGUGUCAGUACUGCCGCCUCAAAAAAUGCCUUAAAGUCGGCAUGAGACGGGAAGGUAUUGGGACUUUUUGUUUUCUUAAUCUUCUGUGUGUUUGUGCGUUUUAUCCUCCCAGACAUGAAUCCAUGAUAUGUCGCCCCUCAUGCUGUUUCUCUCCCCCCUCGACUGUUCCCUGCUCGGCUGUGCGGCUGCAGAGCGCCAUGGAGCGGCUCUCUGCUGUGCAGGAGACGGGGCUCGCCGGAGCUUCCUUUAUAUUUUAGCGCUGCUGCGUUUUUGUAAACAGCCUCGGCGCCUUAUUCCAUCUCUCGAAUAGCGUCAAACCCACGUUAAGGCUACGGCUAUCGAAAUUGUUUUUUAGCUUGUGAUACAUCUGUGAUACCACACAGCAGCCUCUUCUUGCGCUAUUAUGGCGAGUAUCGAAUUAAGAGAUAGCGUGUUCGGGCUACAUCUCCACAUCCUGCCCGCAUGUCUUGUUCAGCGCCUCUAAACCUGGACUUGAGGCUGAAUAAUGCAUUCAGAGACUCCGUGUAACCUGGAGAUUUUCUCUAAAUAUCAGUGCAGAACGGGCCCUCAUGUAGGGUAAAAGGAGAUGAAUUGCUAAGUAGGUUAAGGGUUAAACAUGCAAGGUCUCCCUUGCCCUCUUUGUGUUCCUUCACAGCCAGCUCAUGUUGCUGUUGCCGAAUAACAUCAUUUUAAAGCUCGACAUAUACACAUGGCGAGUGUUCAACGCCUCUCUGCUGUUUCAGGCGUUAUUAUUCUCACCAGUCUCAUAAGCAGCGAUGUAAUUGUAUUUUUAAACUGCAAUAACAUAAUGUGUUUGUGUGUGUGUAUAUGUGUGUGUUUGUGUAUGUGUGUGUGUGUGUGUUGAUGCUGUGUGUCUUUGAUUGAUGGCUCAGAAUAUUCUGUAAUAUUUUCCAGCAUGCUCUUUGUAACUGUGUGAUGGUUUUUGUAGAAUUCAGGCUUCAAUAUCUGUAGUUUCUCUUUUUACUGCAGCCGUGCAAAGGGGACGGGUGCCACCCACACAGCCACACCACGGUCAGUUCGCCUUGACAAAUGGAGACCCACUGCACUGCCAUUCCUACUUAUCCGGAUAUAUCUCUCUUCUGCUGAGAGCGGAGCCCUACCCGACGUCCCGGUAUGGCAGCCAAUGCAUGCAGCCCAACAACAUCAUGGGCAUCGAGAACAUUUGUGAACUAGCAGCCAGGAUGCUGUUCAGCGCCGUGGAGUGGGCCAGGAAUAUUCCCUUCUUUCCAGACCUGCAGAUCACAGACCAGGUGGCUCUGCUGAGGUUGACGUGGAGUGAGUUAUUUGUGCUGAACGCGGCGCAGUGCUCCAUGCCCCUGCAUGUGGCUCCUCUCCUGGCGGCGGCUGGCCUGCACGCCUCCCCCAUGUCCGCGGACAGAGUGGUGGCCUUUAUGGACCACAUUAGGAUCUUCCAGGAACAAGUGGAGAAGCUCAAAGCUUUGCACGUUGACUCUGCUGAAUAUAGCUGCUUAAAAGCAAUUGUGCUCUUCACCACAGGUAAGACAAAAAGACGAGCACACUCAAAGUUCAGUGAACGCACCCUCACACAUGCACACUGACAUCAGCCAAAUCAACCCUGACCUAAAUAUUUAUCUGCUCUGGCUGGAGGUUGUUGCUUAUGUUAGAGGGAAAACACCCUGCUCAAAAUGCUGCCUUCACGGUCCCGGGCUAUUGGCAAAUAAUUAAAAAAUCACUUGACUAACCAACUGAUUUAUCUGACACAUUUACAGGAACACAAUGGGCUAUCCUACCAUGACCGUGCCUUAUAUUUCCUCAAAUAAAUACACAGACAAGUCCAGCAACAUAAAAACACUCUCAGGGCGUAAAAUAAUUCAGAUAAUUUCACAGAAAGUGCCUGAAGGAGCUGUUCACACACUCUUUAAAGAAUCUAAUAGCUUACAUAAGAUUAGCUACACUUUGAUUAUUUUUCCCGUCAUUUAUCAAUGUAUGUGAAGCCCACGUCUUGUUUGUAGGGAUGACAGAUAUAAAUGAUGUCAGGCUCCGAGGGGGAGGGGAAAAAGAAAAAGGAGAGAGACAAGCCUAAUGUGCCAUUUGCACACAGUCAAAGCUAAAGCGCAGGUUUCCAACGCUCCUCUUGUCCAUUUUUUUGGGGGGGACACACACAUGUCUUAGAAAUAGCAACCGAGACACCCCAUGUAACAGCGAGGCCUAUAUGUCAUAAAAAACAACAAUAUGUCAGAGAUGAACCCUUUGAGGAGUGACAGGAGGGGCGGCUUUCAAUUUCAUUUGCAGAAAUAUUCCCUGCGUCCAAAGUGGAAUCCAAGGCGUCUGCCAAAACCAGGUCGUGACCCAAACUUCGCUGCUAUUUAGUUACAUUAGCUGCUGCAUUGUGGGUAAAAUAAAAAAAAUAGUGUCGAAGAGGUUUACAAGGUUUCACUAUGAAGUGAAUGUCUUCAAUAUGACACCACACCUGCGAGCCAGCAGCCUCUGGAUCUCCUUCAGAACACUAUUGUUAUGGUUGGGCUACUUCUCCAAAUAAAUCACAUUACCUGUGAUUGAGUUUGAUUCUAAAAGUCCACCGUGUCUCUCCCGUUUGUCCUCCUCGUACCUGGGGUCCCGGAGGCUUGAACUUGAGCUGUGUGUGUGUUGGAGCUUGAAUGACACACCUCCUGCUACUUUGGUGGUUUUUGGUUGUUGUUGUGCAUAAACUUUACAAACUUAACCAACGCGCGUACAAGCGUUGUUUUGGCACAUAAUCAGCAGCCGCCCACACGCAGCAGCACAGAUAGUGAUUAUGCGUCUCUGGUGGUGUAGUAUGACGGCAACUCCGUAGGCUAUGGGCCCUUUUUUCCAAGCUAAAUCUCUGCUCACUAAAGGUCAGUAGGUCUCCCCGUCUUUCCCUCUCUCUCUCUCUCUCUCUCUUUCUCCCUCUCUCUCUCCCUCCCCCUCCUCUCCUCCUCGCUCUUGCCUGUGACUGUGAAAGACAGGCCCCGGUUUAAAACACAGGCUUUGGCUAUGAAUAUGCUUAAUUAUUUAGCUCGAUUUUAAGUGGUUUUAUCGAGGGAAAUAAUCGGGAAGACUUGGCGAUAAAAUGAGGAAGAUGAUGGGAAAGCACCGCUCACGUUUCCAUCCGCUUGUUGGUUGUAGCGAGCAGAAGAGUUGGCGUUUUUGUUUUUACUGUUUAUAUUUCUCUUUAAUUUUAAUUCAAGUUUAGUUUUUUUAAAUUUGCUUAUAAUUGUUAUUUUUAUUUGAAGGUGAAAUAAGAAGCAACAGAGCGCAGAGCUGCCUUCUUAUAACCGCGUUGAGUUCAUUUUUUACUCUUGAAAUUAUUACAAGUUAUUCCUCAACAACUGUGAAUUUUUCACGUAAAUAACCACGACACCAACAACCUCAAAUUUUCAAAUUUGUCGUGAAUAAAUUCCCCUAGAAUAAACCCUCUUGUGAAAAAUCUCUGACAGGUUGUGAGUUGUCGCCAGUAAAUCAGCCCAGACUAGGAACAGCCUCCUCGUGAGAGAAACACUUUAUUAAUGUUUAUUUGCUUUCCCCCCCUCCCAGAUGCUUGCGGCCUCUCAGAUGUGGCCCAUGUGGAAAGUUUGCAGGAGAAGUCCCAGUGUGCCCUGGAGGAAUAUGUCCGGAGCCAGUACCCCAACCAGCCCACACGCUUUGGGAAGUUGUUACUCCGCUUGCCUUCCCUCCGCACAGUCUCUUCCUCGGUCAUAGAACAGUUAUUUUUCGUCCGAUUGGUAGGUAAAACCCCCAUUGAAACUCUCAUCAGGGAUAUGUUGCUGUCGGGGAGCAGUUUUAACUGGCCUUACAUGUCAAUUCAGUAA
Xyrichtys novacula (pearly razorfish) is the source of this 4209-nucleotide messenger RNA. NCBI's taxonomy places the organism in Eukaryota, Metazoa, Chordata, Actinopteri, Labriformes, Labridae. The record is from the annotation of a GenBank genome assembly.